This is a messenger RNA of Trifolium pratense (red clover), 2369 nucleotides long. RefSeq names its product kinesin-like protein KIN-10B. The record is from RefSeq and is a predicted model, not a curated record. Gene Ontology annotation, molecular function: microtubule binding; microtubule motor activity; ATP binding. The transcript is spliced from 12 exons. Lineage: Eukaryota; Viridiplantae; Streptophyta; Magnoliopsida; Fabales; Fabaceae. Bases 140 to 2143 code for a protein of 667 amino acids. Gene Ontology annotation, biological process: mitotic spindle organization; microtubule-based movement.
AAACGGUCAAGUAUUUUCAAAAACAUCUCCCACUCUUAACUCUCACUUCUCAUCAAUCUCAAUCAUCAAUUUCAACAUCGUUUUCAUAAACCUGUCUCAAAAAUCGAAUCUUUGUUCCAUUUUCUUCAUCAAUCAAUCAAUGGCUUCUGCUACUCCAAAAACCCCCAACAAAAUCUCCAACAAUUACAACCCAAUUUCAGUUUCCAAGGUGAGGGUCAUAGUUAGGGUAAGACCCUUCCUUCCUCAUGAAAUCACACCAAGAAAUGGUGGUGACCCAGUUUCUUGUAUCUCCCUUUUGGAUCAAGAUUUUCAAUCUCGUGAUGAAGUAGCGGUUUAUCUCAAAGACCCACAUACCAGUCGUAAUGAGUGUUACCAAUUGGACUCAUUCUUUGAUCAAGAGGACAAUAAUGUGGGUCAGAUAUUUCAUACUGAAGUAAACCCUAUGAUUCCUGCUAUCUUCAAUGGCUGUAAUGCUACUGUGUUUGCUUAUGGUGCUACUGGAAGUGGAAAGACAUACACUAUGCAGGGAACUGAAGAACAACCUGGCUUGAUGCCACUGGCAAUGUCCACUAUCCUGUCUAUUUGUCAAAACACUGGCAGCACGACACAUAUUUCAUACUAUGAGGUCUACAUGGACCGAUGUUACGAUCUCUUAGAAGUAAAAGCGAAUGAGAUUUCAGUUUUGGAUGACAAAGACGGUCAAAUUCACCUCAGGGGACUAUCUCAAGUUCCAGUACACACAAUGUCUGAAUUUCAAGAGAUUUUCUCCAGUGGUGUUCAGAGACGCAAAACUGCACACACCGGCCUCAACGAUGUAUCUAGUAGAAGUCAUGGAGUGCUUGUGAUAUCUGUAGUAUCGACUCCUCUUGAUGGAAGUGGAAGUCCUGUAUGUGGAAAGCUGAAUCUCAUAGACUUGGCAGGUUACCGUCCUCUCAAUUGGGGGAAUGGGUUUGAUGUAUUGCAAGCAACAGAAGGAUGUAAUGCGUUUAAAGUUGAUGCAGGUAAUGAAGACAACAGAAGGAGCUGCAAUGAAGGGAUUCGUCUUCAAGAGAGUGCUAAGAUAAAUCAAUCCUUGUUUGCGCUGUCAAAUGUGAUAUACGCGUUGAACAACAGCAAACCAAGAAUUCCCUAUAGAGAGAGCAAAUUGACCCGUAUAUUACAGGACUCUCUAGGGGGAGCGAGUCGUGCACUGAUGGUUGCUUGCCUGAAUCCAGGAGAAUACCAGGAAUCUGUUCAUACCGUUAGUUUGGCUGCUCGAUCAAGGCACAUAUCUAAUUUUGUAACCUCAGCUCAUAAACUAGAGACGCCAAAAGUUAAAGUUGACAUGGAAGCCAAAUUGAGAGCUUGGCUAGAAUCAAAAGGCAAGACAAAUAGCUCACAACAAAAACUUGGACCGUUUAAUUCCCCACAUGUGAAAAAAACUCCUGGUUCCAUCAUUACAUCUGCUAAGAGAUCGGUUAAUUUCAAUACUUCAGUGAAGGAGGCAAGAACUUCCACCAACAAAGAUGCUAAACAAACUGCUGAAAGGAACUUAUCUGUUUCUUUUAGAAAUUUACUAGAUGGUGAAGUUGCUUUUGGUUCUUGGAAGGAGGACAAUGAUAAGAGAGAGAUUGAGCAUGAGACCAAUAAUGUUGCAUGUGAACCUUACAAUAACCUAACUGAUGAAACAUUAAGCAAAGUUGCGAACUUGCAAAUUACAAAUGAGAGUAACGAGGCAACAGUACUACAAAGUCCAUUAAGAAAAGCCCUCUCUCCCAUCAACAUCAAUGGUAAUCAAAAGCAUCAUGAGGCUUCGCAUUUGACACAAACACCUUUCUCUGCUACUUGCUCCACUAAAAAAGUAUUGCUGAAAAAUUCCACUCCACUUGAAAAAUUCAGUGCACAAAGUUCCACAUUGAAGAACUGCUUAGUUCAAGAAUACAUCGAUUUGUUAAAUAAUGCAAGCAGAGAGGAACUACUCGAGUUAAAGGGCAUAGGAGGGAAAAUGGCAGAAUACAUAAUAGAACUCAGAGAAGAAAGUCCACUAAAAUCGUUAAGUGAUUUGGAGAAGAUUGGUCUCUCUUUGAAGCAGGCUCAUAACUUGUUUACUAAGGCUGCAAAGAAACUCUUUGAAGAUAAAGCAGAAGAUUCAAUAAUCAAUUGAUUUUCCAUUGUUAAAUAGUUGUUACAUUGUGUGUGAUUUAGAUUCUUAAAUAGUUUCUUAUGCUUUUCAAUUUAGUAUUUGUAGCAUUGUUGCCACUAGCAACAUAUUUCAGCUUGUUGUGUGUGUAUUAAUAUUCUCCUAACAAGACAAGGCACAAAUCAUUUUACUAUGCAUUAACAAAAAAGUGUGAUUCUUUCUUUCAAUAUAGUAUCAAUUAUUUUACUCC